CGUUUCGGGGAGUGUGGAGCUAUAAAGACGAACCUCCAGCUUUCAGAUCACACCAGAAGAAGAGGACUGGAUCUCCAGAUGGCUUCUCUCACAGUGAGCACGCAUCAGAACCGCUCGAUGCCCAGACAGUGUGCCUUCACCAUCGACAGCAUCCUGGGACUCGACAGACCGGACCCCAGAACCGUCCUGUCAGCACCUUACCGACCCUGGACAGACGUGAAACCAGCGGGACAGAACCGUGGCGUGGUGGCAGACAGUGGUGCUUCAGUGGAUGUGAGGGUGAAUGAAGACAGUAAAUCUUACAGUAAACCCCCAGCAGACUCUUACAGGAGAACACUGAACUGGUACAUCGGCCGCAGACCGCGGACAGCUUUCUCUAGUGUUCAGAUCAAGAUAUUGGAGAGUGUGUUUCAAGUGAACUCAUACCCAGGCAUUGAUAUACGUGAAGAACUUGCUAAGAAACUGCAUCUAGAUGAAGACAGGAUUCAGGUUAAGACUGAGAAGAGGAGAGAGGAGCUGAAGCGUUCACACAGAGAAUCUCAGUUUCUCAUGGUGAAGAACGUCCUCAGUGAUUUACAGUCCAGCAGAGAAGAACGCUGAUCAUCACAGAUCCACAUUCGAUCAUAUUAUUAUUAUUUCUGUCGCUCUGCCUCACUCUGUGAUGUUGUAAUUUAUUAUAUAUGUCUUUACCGGUUAUGCAAUUAUUAAAAUUUCACUAUGAUUUAAAUGCUAAAGAUUCUUAUUGUUAUUUCUUAUUGUGUUUGCUGGAAAUCUAAAAGAAGUCAAUAUAAACACAAUUUUUCUCUAGGUUUUAACUUCUGAGACUGAGUUUCUCUACUUCCAGAGCUAAGUUAACAUUAUCUUCUGCCAGCUGUUAAGCAAACACAUCGCCCUCCACCCCCAAACUAAU
Molecule: messenger RNA, 910 nt
Organism: Cyprinus carpio (common carp)
Lineage: Eukaryota; Metazoa; Chordata; Actinopteri; Cypriniformes; Cyprinidae
Product: homeobox expressed in ES cells 1
Exons: 4
Biological process (GO): pituitary gland development; regulation of transcription by RNA polymerase II; forebrain development
Cellular component (GO): nucleus
Molecular function (GO): DNA-binding transcription repressor activity, RNA polymerase II-specific; RNA polymerase II cis-regulatory region sequence-specific DNA binding
Source: RefSeq, a predicted model, not a curated record